Molecule: messenger RNA, 513 nt
Organism: Hirsutella rhossiliensis
Lineage: Eukaryota; Fungi; Ascomycota; Sordariomycetes; Hypocreales; Ophiocordycipitaceae
Exons: 2
Coding region: 1-513 (170 amino acids)
Molecular function (GO): protein dimerization activity
Source: RefSeq, a predicted model, not a curated record
AUGAAGAAGGCGAGGGAGGCGGAGACGGGCGCGGCGAUCCCUAUUUCGGAGCUUGAACGGUGGCUUGCAGCUCCUCGAAUAGAGUUCGACGAGUCUAUUGCAAAGUCUCCAGACUUCCUACUGAAGUGGUGGAAAGAACACAAGGUCGAGUGGCCACUUUUGGCUGCGGCGGCGCGUGAUCUUCUCUCUGUCUCUGGCUCUGAAGUUGACGUGGAACGCCUCUUCAGCGGUUGUAGAGACGAAUUCGGUAUCCGCCGUCACGCCUUGAAGGCAGAUACGGUGCGAGUACUAACACUUUUACGGAGUGCUUAUACUCAGGAAGAUAAGAUCGAUCAGGCGUUGAUCAAGGCGGCCAUGGAGUAUGACAUCCUGCCCUUUGCCAAUAGUAUUAUUUGGAGACCAGACCACAUUCCGGGCAAGCUGGAAGAUGGCGAGAAUCCUCCUCAACCUCUUCCUCCCACCGAGGCUCCCACCGAACCCCUACCCCAAACCUCCUGCAUCCCAAGCCGAUAA